Anopheles coustani is the source of this 3627-nucleotide messenger RNA. RefSeq names its product probable ATP-dependent RNA helicase DHX34. Gene Ontology annotation, molecular function: RNA binding; ATP binding. The record is from RefSeq and is a predicted model, not a curated record. NCBI's taxonomy places the organism in Eukaryota, Metazoa, Arthropoda, Insecta, Diptera, Culicidae. Gene Ontology annotation, biological process: nuclear-transcribed mRNA catabolic process, nonsense-mediated decay. The transcript has 5 exons. Bases 1 to 3615 code for a protein of 1204 amino acids. Gene Ontology annotation, cellular component: intracellular anatomical structure.
AUGAGUCGCCGGUCAGAAGAACACCGAUCGAGACACCGCGAGCAUCGAAAGCAACGAUCCCGUUCUCGUUCUCGAAGCCCAUCGUCAAGAGAAAGCGGUCAUGGUGGUCAAACCCUAUCGUGGGAGUCAACGGAAGAGACAAAUUUGAUCAACUUUUCCUUUCUCGACUACAAGACGGAGCUGAACCGUGUGCUGCGGGGAUACUGUGCUCGCGAUCAGUUGGUGGAUGAUGUGAACGAUUUCUGGCUAUUUGUGAACAAAUACGAAACACUACUGAAGCGUACCGGCCAACCAAUUCUACCGAAUCCACCAAACGAAGCGCAGAAAGAAAGCUACACCGGGCGCGUGCCAUCGGAGUACAACAAAGCACUAGGUUGCUGCUUGGCACUGAGGGUUCCGCUGGAGGAAUUAAGGGGACGUCUGGGAAACAGCAAAAUCACCCGCACCAAACUGCUCCAGUUGCUGCAGAUCGUGGCACAUUAUUUGGACUUCCGGCAACGGGAGAAGUUUAAUAAGCUCCGCAAACUUCGCCAGGCUCAGGCAAACCUGCCCGUUGCGAAGCACCGCGAGGAAAUCGUUGAAGCGGUCCGAAACGAACGCGUGGUCGUGCUGGCCGGUGAUACGGGCUGCGGUAAGUCCACGCAGGUCCCGCAGUACCUGUACCGGGCGGGAUAUGAGCGGAUCGCCUGUACGCAACCGCGUCGGAUCGCUUGUAUAUCGCUGGCGAAACGAGUUUCGCACGAGCUGCUGGCCGAGUACCGAACCGAGGUUGGCUAUCAGAUCCGGUUCGAGCGUAGCAAAAAUACGAACACAAAAAUUAUCUUCAUCACCGAGGGACUGCUGUUGAGGCAGCUGGCCAGCGAGGACAGUCUCGAGCAGUACUCGGUCAUCAUUCUCGACGAGGUGCACGAGCGCCAUCUGCACGGGGAUUUCCUCCUCGGAAUCGCUAAAUGUCUCAUACGCGCCCGACCGGACCUGAAGCUCGUGCUUAUGUCGGCCACGAUCAACAUCAAGCUCUUCGCUGACUACUUCUCCGAGGAGGAAGCUCGCAUCAUCGAGGUACCGGGACGUCUGUUUCCAAUCAAGCUCCACUAUAUGCCCCAGCUCCAGGACGUCCCAGUGGCAGGAAGUUCCGGUAAACGCUCGCAAACCGAUCGUCUCAGUCCGGAACCCUACCUGCAGAUCCUGCAGCUGAUCGACCAGAAGUAUCCACCGACGGAGAAAGGUGACGUGCUCAUAUUUCUCAGUGGGUUGAACGAAAUAACGGCCAUCGUCGAUGCGGCCCGGGAGUACAACGAGAAGAACAAAAACUGGAUCAUACUCCCGCUGCACAGUACGCUCUCGAUCGCCGAGCAGGACAAGGUGUUCGACUAUGCGCCGGAAGGGAUGCGGAAGUGCAUCGUGUCGACGAACAUCGCCGAAACUUCCGUCACGAUCGAUGGCAUCCGGUUCGUGGUGGACAGUGGGAAGGUGAAGGAGAUGAGCUACGAUGCGACGACCAAGAUGCAGCGGCUGAAAGAGUUCUGGAUAUCGAAGGCAUCGGCCGAACAACGGAAAGGGCGAGCCGGUCGAACGGGACCCGGCGUCUGCUACCGUCUGUACGCCGAGAAGCAGUUCUACGACUUUGACGCUUACACAACGGCGGAGAUUUUAAAAGUCCCCCUAGAGUCGUUGCUUUUGCAGAUGAUAUCGAUGGGUUUACCGAACGCUCGACUGUUUCCCUUCAUUGAACCGCCCCCGAUGGACAACGUCGAGAAUGCGAUCGUUAGCCUGAAGGAAGCGGAAGCGUUGACCGAGGAUGAAAAGCUCACACCGUUGGGGAAGGCGUUGGCAAAGAUUCCGGUCGACAUUGGCAUUGGGAAAAUGCUGCUCAUGGGUUGCGUGUUCCAGCAGUUGCAGCCCGUGCUGACGCUAGCGGCGGCUCUCAGCGUUCAGUCACCGUUUACCAACCGAGCCUACAGAGAUCCCGAGUGUGAGAGAGCCCGUAAAUCACUCGAGUCGGACCACGGGGAUCCCAUUACCCUCCUCAACGCGUACAAGGAAUGGCUGGAGGUGAAGCAAACGCGCACCGACUACGGUCGCAAAGGGGACGAUCGGCGUGGCGAAAAUUCCAAAGUCUGGUGUCGCCGGCGCGGCCUCGAAGAGCAACGGUUCUACGAAAUCACCAAGCUGCGCAAUCAGUUUCAGGAUCUGCUGCAGGACUGUGGGCUGAUGGAAAUGCAGAACAAUGAUAAUCUUUCCAGCGCCGAACGGGCGAUUCGGAAUGGCGAGCUGCGGCAGCUGAAGGAACUGCGAAAGGCCCACCGUAUGGAAGCACCUCGGAAGCGAAAACUCCUUAAAUCCGAUCCCUGGGGCCUUGGCGGGGAAGAUGACGAGGAGGUGGAUGACGGGAAGGUGGACAUCCGGGAUGUGGAGUUUCGGUUGAGCCACGACUCGUCGAAGUUGCAAAACCUUGUGUCGGGUGCGACGGCUUGCAGCUAUCGGGAUCUGAUGACCCUGAAGCUGAUUUUGGUCAGCGGUCUCUACCCACAGGUUGCGAUAGCUGACGAGUUUAACUACUGCAAGAGUUUAUCGGAGCAAUUUUUCCACACUCGCUCGAAACCGUACGUCUCACUGCAUCCGAUGAGUUUUUUCGGCAACAACGCGCAAAUACUCCAGCUGACGGACAGUGAAAUAGAGGAGAAAACGGGUCUGUACAAGUCACGCCAACCGCUCAGCUCACGGCACCAGAUCGUUUGCUAUCUGACCCUGCUCGAAACGAACAAAUCCUACCUAACCAACACGCUGCGGAUGCCGGCAGCACAAACGUUGCUCCUAUUUGCACACACGAUCGAGACGAACGACACCUGCUCGCGGAUCGUGUGCGAUCAGUGGUUAUGUUUGGACAUUCCUGCCCCCGAAAGUGGCCAGGCACUACUCUUAAAGGCGACCAAGCUGCGGCGCCUUUGGAAUCGUUUGCUGGCAGAGAAAUUAAAAGCCCUCACUGUAACGGCAGAUGGUGAAUUGACGAAGAUUGAACGAAAUGUUUCGAUCGAAGAAAUGAAUCGUGAACUGUGGUCAAGCUUGGCCCAGUUCAUGAACACCGAGGUAUGCUACACCAUCAAAAAAUUGCUUCCGGCGGAUCUGAAAUCACUCUUCAAAGGACCACAGAGACUCGUCGACGGUGACGAUGACGACGAUCAUGAGCGAAUAGAACUGCCCGAUCCGAAUCCUUUCGCCGAAGAUUUCCAACCAAUCUACAACGAAACGAAGGGGGGUAUCCAUCUGACCGAAAAUGUUACCUACGGAUGUAUCGUCGAAACGGAAUGGAGCAUGCAGAUGCAGCAGGAUAUUCUCGAGCAGGACUGGGAGUGUAAAAAUUGUGGCGGAACCUACCAACUCACCGGGUUGCAAAAACUCCAGCACGGCAGCAUCUGUAAGCCGGUUGAGGUCAAGGAGGAACGGGACCAAAAUGUACUGGCAAUGGAAGGAAGUUCGUCGAAAAAACACAACGCAAACCGAUACGAAUGUCCGAACUGCGGUCGCACCUUAAUGUUAAGUGCAAUUGAAACGCUAAGGCAUAAAAAAGCAUGCACUAAACAAAUCAAACAAGAGUUGCCAGAUAAAGAAUCAUAAGUUAAAAUGUAA